Nycticebus coucang (slow loris) is the source of this 762-nucleotide messenger RNA. RefSeq names its product coiled-coil domain containing 167 (gene CCDC167). The record is from RefSeq and is a predicted model, not a curated record. The coding region runs from base 246 to 686 and encodes 146 amino acids. NCBI's taxonomy places the organism in Eukaryota, Metazoa, Chordata, Mammalia, Primates, Lorisidae. The transcript has 5 exons.
GUCCAGUAAGGACUGGGGGAUCUCGGCAAGCAACAUGACUAAAAAGAAGCGGGAGAGUCUGGGCGUCGCUCUGGAGGAUACACCUGUGGGCCAGGCACGUGCCAUAUUCAGAGCUCUAGUUGUUCCAUUGUGAGCCCAUUUGGAGAGACAGUUGACGGGGGGUGGGGGUGGGGGCUAGUCUUCUCCACCCUCUACCUAUGCCUGGCCUAAAAGGGUCAGGACAGCUGAGACCCUGAACAAUAUCCAUGGUUCUGGUUGCAGGCAAGAUCGAUGGGCUAGAGGAGAAACUGUCCCAGUGUCAGAGAGAUCUGGAGGCUGUGAACUCCAGGCUCCACAGGGCGGAGCUGAGCCCAGAGGCCAGGAGGUCUCUAGAGAAGGAGAAAAACAGCCUGAUGAGCAAAGCCUCUAACUAUGGAGCUAAAAUUGCUUCGGCAAGAGAAUCGGAAGAAUAUGCUGCUCUCUGUGGCCAUCUUCAUCCUCCUGACCCUUGUCUAUGCCUACUGGACCACGUGAGCCUGGGAUUUCCCCACAGACAGUGCAGACUUCCCUUCGACCCUUUUGUUAGGACCAAGCAGGCCUUUCAACCCUCAAGAGGACCAAGGUGCUGGGGGCAUUUCCCCCUGCCUAGUUGUUCAAACAUGACUUCCUGUUGGCUCAGCCCCUUUUGCCUCCCUGGCCUGUUCUGAGGCCUGGGUCUCCAGAAGGACAUGGUGCUGGCUCCUCCAUAAGCCCAAGGGAGAGGCAAUAAAGAAUACCAGGCUG